Messenger RNA from Paramecium tetraurelia, 996 nucleotides. RefSeq lists its product as uncharacterized. Lineage: Eukaryota; Ciliophora; Oligohymenophorea; Peniculida; Parameciidae. Gene Ontology annotation, cellular component: cytosolic [4Fe-4S] assembly targeting complex. Gene Ontology annotation, biological process: iron-sulfur cluster assembly. Gene Ontology annotation, molecular function: protein binding. The record is from RefSeq and is a predicted model, not a curated record. The transcript has a single exon.
AUGAACUUACAUCUUCAUAUAAAUAAAAAUAAUCCUAAUGUUGUUUGGCCAUAUCAAUUAACCCUAAUAACACCCUUUUAACUGUGGGCAACAGAUAAUGAUAUUUAAAUAUUCCAAUUCUAAAAAGCAUUUUUGAAAAAACUUACUCAGAUUAAAAAGGCUUCUGAAGCUAUCUCCACAUUAAAUUUUUUUGAACAUAAUUCAAACUUCAUUGCUGGAUCAUUCGAUUCAUCUAUUAUCAUAUGGCCCAUGAAUCUAACAUCCACACCAAAAUAUAUAACUAAAUUAUAAGAAAAAUAUCAUUUUGUUAGGUGUCUUGCAGUACUUUCUUCAGAAGAUCUAGUAAUUAGUGGAUCUCAUGAUCACUCCAUCAAAUUUUGGUCCUACUCCACAUCAUAAACUGUCUCCCCAUACUGUUGGUUUUAAUCUUAGACAAUCACAGAACAUACAAGCACCGUUUGGGGAUUAUCAAUUAAUGAAGAUGAAAAUAAAUUAAUCUCUUGUGGAGAAGAUAAGCUAAUCUUAAUAAUUGAACGUACAAACAAACAUUAGUGGAUUGUAAAAUAAAAAGUGUAUGUAGAGAAUGGCGGAUUCAGAUUGAGCUUCAUUAACAAUGAUUCUUUUGCAUCUUAACCACAUAAAGAUUAAAGAGGAUCAAGCAACCUCGAUCUAUAUUAAUUCGAUGUCUCUACUGAUUUGUAUGUUAGAACUGGUAAUGUUCCCAUUAAAGGAAAAGGCCAAUACUGCAGGGCUUAUUUUCCGUAGCUGUAUAUUCCUUCUAAAUAAAUGAUCCUAUCCAAAAAUGGAUAUUACAUCAAUUUGAUAAGAUUUACCUAAUCGAAUUAAACUCUGGCAGAUUGGGAAUGUAGAUUAGUAUAAACAAUAAAUUUUGACUAACAUUGGAUAUUUGGAACCGUCAGCAGAGAUGGAGAAUAUAUUAUUACCUGGGAUGAUGAAUCAAAAGCUAUACAGACUAGAUAGUUAAUUGCAAUUUGA